Nycticebus coucang (slow loris) is the source of this 6752-nucleotide messenger RNA. It is a transcript of the gene SLC12A5, whose product is annotated as solute carrier family 12 member 5. Lineage: Eukaryota; Metazoa; Chordata; Mammalia; Primates; Lorisidae. The record is from RefSeq and is a predicted model, not a curated record. Gene Ontology annotation, molecular function: potassium:chloride symporter activity. The coding region runs from base 1103 to 4321 and encodes 1072 amino acids. Gene Ontology annotation, biological process: chloride ion homeostasis; cell volume homeostasis; chemical synaptic transmission. Gene Ontology annotation, cellular component: membrane. The transcript has 28 exons.
UAUGGGGCUGGCGCUGUACUCACUGAGCCACAGGCACUGCCCCAAGUUCCUUCUCACCUCAAGGCCUGCACUUGCUAUUUCUUUUGGCAGAGAACUCUUCUUCCAGAUCUUUGCAGAGCUGUGGUCUCAGUUCAAAUGCCACCUCUUCUAGGAGGCCUUCUCAGGCCACCCCCAAUGCAGUCUUUUCUCCCAUAAUCCCAUGACCCUAUUUUUCUUAGCAUAUACCACAGUCUCAAAUUGUCUCAUCUGUGUUUGCUCACUUACAAUCUUUCUUCACUUUCUCGUUAGAAUUUAAGCCCUACGAGGGCAGGAAGCCAGUGGAUCUCAUUCAUCGAGGUGUCAGCAGCACCAGUGUGCCUAGCACCAUUGCCUGAAACGCCGGAGUGUUAACAUCACGAGCUGAAUGGAUGGAUGAGUGAAUGAGCCCCGGGUGUUCGGGAGACCCCAGCAGAGGUGGGCUCUGUUUCCAGGAGCCACACAGCAGGGACCUCGAGGACCCGCCGGAACCCCUGACCUGGAGUCUCGCCGGCAUUCGGUUGCGGACCCCCGCCACCUCCCGGGGGAAGACGUCAAAGCACCCGGGGAUCCCGGGAAGGAGACAGGAGACGAGGAAGUUAGUGCGGAACCUGGGCAGCCAGAUCCAGGGAGGAUCCAGUGAGGACUCCAAUCCUCGGGGACCCUCUUAGCUCCCUCUGUGCUCCAACUCCGGAAGGAUUGGGAGGAGCCAGCUCAGGAGGAGUUGGGGGCGUCUUUCUCACGGGCCCUGUGAAGUGGUCUUGUCUGGACGUUACUCGCUGGGUACAGAGAAAAGGGGAAGGGAAGGAUCCUUCUGGCCUUCGGUGGGGAAGUAUCAUCCUGGCUGCAUACGCAGUCUUCUCGUCAGGGGCCUCUGGGGUCCUCUCCCCAGCUCUGAGUCCUUCAGGUCUGGAAGGAACGAGGCGAAUCUGCUUGGAGUGGCCCCAGCGCCGGGAGGAGGAAGAGCCUCCCCGCCCAGGCCGCCAGGGGUCGCUGCUGAGCCGCAGGUGAUGGCAACCCCAAGGAAAGCAGUCCCUUCAUCAACAGCACUGACACAGAGAAGGGAAAGGAGUACGAUGGCAAGAACAUGGCCUUGUUUGAGGAGGAGAUGGACACCAGCCCCAUGGUGUCCUCCCUGCUUAGUGGCCUGGCCAACUACACCAACCUGCCCCAGGGGAGCAGGGAGCAUGAAGAGGCAGAAAACAAUGAGGGUGGAAAAAAGAAGCCGGUGCAGGCCCCGCGCAUGGGCACCUUCAUGGGCGUGUACCUGCCAUGUCUGCAGAACAUCUUUGGUGUCAUCCUCUUCCUGCGGCUCACUUGGGUGGUGGGCAUUGCAGGCAUCAUGGAGUCCUUCUGCAUGGUCUUCCUCUGCUGCUCCUGUACGAUGCUUACAGCCAUUUCCAUGAGUGCAAUUGCAACCAAUGGUGUCGUGCCUGCUGGUGGCUCCUACUACAUGAUUUCCAGGUCUCUGGGCCCGGAGUUUGGGGGCGCCGUGGGCCUCUGCUUCUACCUGGGGACUACCUUUGCUGGGGCCAUGUACAUCCUGGGCACCAUUGAAAUCCUGCUGGCUUACCUCUUCCCAGCUAUGGCCAUCUUCAAGGCAGAAGAUGCCAGUGGGGAGGCAGCAGCCAUGCUGAACAAUAUGCGUGUUUAUGGCACCUGUGUGCUCACCUGCAUGGCCACCGUGGUAUUUGUGGGUGUCAAAUAUGUCAACAAGUUUGCCCUUGUCUUCUUGGGUUGUGUCAUCCUCUCCAUCCUGGCCAUCUAUGCUGGGGUCAUCAAAUCUGCCUUCGACCCACCCAACUUCCCGAUCUGCCUCCUGGGGAACCGCACGCUGUCUCGCCAUGGCUUUGAUGUCUGUGCCAAGCUGGCUUGGGAAGGAAACGAGACGGUGACCACGCAGCUCUGGGGCCUUUUCUGUUCCUCCCGCUUCCUCAACGCCACCUGUGAUGAAUACUUCACCCGAAACAAUGUCACAGAGAUCCAGGGCAUUCCUGGGGCUGCCAGUGGCCUCAUCAAAGAAAACCUCUGGAGCUCCUACCUGACCAAGGGGGUGAUUGUGGAGAGGAGUGGGAUGUCCUCGGUGGGCCUGGCAGAUGGUGCCCCUGUCGACAUGGACCACCCCUAUGUCUUCAGUGAUAUGACCUCCUACUUCACCCUGUUGGUUGGCAUCUACUUCCCCUCAGUCACAGGGAUCAUGGCUGGUUCUAACCGCUCUGGGGAUCUGCGGGAUGCCCAGAAGUCAAUCCCCACUGGCACCAUCCUGGCCAUUGCCACCACCUCUGCUGUCUACAUCAGCUCCGUUGUCCUGUUUGGGGCCUGCAUUGAGGGGGUUGUCCUGCGGGACAAGUUUGGAGAAGCAGUGAAUGGCAACCUGGUGGUGGGCACACUGGCCUGGCCCUCUCCCUGGGUCAUUGUCAUCGGAUCCUUCUUUUCUACCUGUGGGGCUGGGCUGCAGAGUCUCACGGGGGCCCCACGCCUGCUGCAGGCCAUCUCACGGGAUGGCAUUGUGCCCUUCCUGCAGGUCUUUGGCCAUGGCAAAGCCAACGGAGAACCAACCUGGGCUCUGCUCCUGACUGCCUGUAUCUGCGAGAUUGGCAUUCUCAUUGCGUCCCUCGACGAGGUCGCCCCCAUUCUCUCGAUGUUCUUCCUGAUGUGCUACAUGUUUGUGAACCUGGCCUGUGCCGUGCAGACGCUGCUGAGGACACCCAACUGGAGGCCGCGUUUUCGAUAUUACCACUGGACCCUCUCCUUCCUGGGCAUGAGCCUCUGCCUGGCCCUCAUGUUCAUCUGCUCCUGGUACUACGCGCUGGUGGCCAUGCUCAUUGCUGGCCUCAUCUAUAAAUACAUUGAGUACCGUGGGGCAGAGAAGGAGUGGGGCGAUGGGAUCCGAGGCCUGUCUCUCAGCGCUGCUCGAUACGCCCUCUUACGCCUGGAGGAGGGGCCUCCACACACCAAGAACUGGAGGCCCCAGCUGCUGGUGCUAGUGCGUGUGGACCAAGAUCAGAAUGUGGUGCACCCCCAGCUGCUCUCACUGACCUCCCAGCUCAAGGCAGGGAAGGGCCUGACCAUUGUGGGUUCUGUCCUUGAGGGCACCUUUCUGGAAAACCAUCCCCAGGCCCAGCGGGCAGAGGAGUCUAUCCGGCGGCUGAUGGAGGCGGAGAAGGUGAAGGGCUUCUGCCAAGUAGUGAUCUCCUCCAACCUGCGUGACGGGGUGUCCCAUCUGAUCCAGUCCGGGGGCCUCGGAGGUCUGCAGCACAACACCGUGCUCGUUGGCUGGCCCCGCAACUGGAGGCAGAAGGAAGAUCAUCAGACUUGGAGGAACUUCAUCGAGCUGGUCCGGGAAACCACAGCUGGCCACCUGGCCCUGUUGGUCACCAAGAACGUCUCCAUGUUUCCUGGGAACCCCGAGCGCUUCUCUGAGGGCAGCAUUGAUGUCUGGUGGAUCGUGCAUGACGGGGGCAUGCUGAUGCUGCUGCCCUUCCUGCUGCGGCACCACAAGGUCUGGCGGAAGUGCAAGAUGCGUAUCUUCACCGUGGCCCAGAUAGAUGACAACAGCAUUCAGAUGAAAAAGGACCUGACCACAUUUCUGUACCACUUACGUAUCACUGCAGAGGUCGAGGUAGUGGAGAUGCAUGAAAGUGACAUCUCAGCUUACACCUAUGAGAAGACAUUGGUGAUGGAGCAGCGCUCGCAGAUCCUCAAACAGAUGCAUCUAACCAAGAAUGAGCGGGAGCGGGAGAUCCAGAGUAUCACAGAUGAGUCACGAGGCUCAAUCCGGAGAAAGAACCCAGCCAACACUCGGCUCCGCCUCAACGUCCCAGAAGAGACAGCUGGUGACAGUGAGGAGAAACCAGAGGAGGAGGUGCAGCUGAUCCAUGACCAGAGUGCUCCCAGCUGCCCCAGCAGCUCACCAUCCCCGGGGGAGGAACCCGAGGGGGAAGGCGAAACGGAUCCUGAGAAAGUGCAUCUCACCUGGACCAAGGACAAGUCAUUGGCAGAGAAGAAUAAAGGCCCUAGUCCUGUCUCCUCUGAGGGCAUCAAGGACUUCUUCAGCAUGAAGCCGGAAUGGGAGAACUUGAACCAGUCCAACGUGCGGCGCAUGCACACUGCCGUGCGGCUGAACGAGGUCAUUGUGCAGAAAUCCCGGGACGCCAAGCUUGUUUUGCUCAACAUGCCCGGGCCUCCCCGCAACCGCAAUGGAGACGAAAACUACAUGGAAUUCCUGGAGGUCCUAACAGAGCAUCUGGACCGGGUGAUGCUGGUCCGCGGCGGAGGCCGCGAGGUCAUCACCAUCUACUCCUGAGAUCCAGGACCAGCCCUGUGGCCCUGGAGCCCUCGCCACGCCCCCCCGCCACCGUCACCGUUUACAUAAGACCCUGUGCCCGUGCCCUGGCCCCUUACCCCGCUGCUUGAAGCCGGAGGCCACGCCUGUCGUUGGGGCUGACUCGGAGAGGGCGCCCCCUUGCGCGCAAACCAGAGCCCCCUAGAGCCCCACUGGCUCAUGGGUCUGCGCCGCCCUUUUUCUAAGCCUGGCCUCGUCGGGUCGGAGGAGACGCUGCAAUAAAGGUCGGGAGAAGGCGCGGAGGGCAGAGGAGCUGGGGCCUCGAGGACCCCCAGGUAGUCCACGCUGCCCCUUUUCCCCUCCCCAUGCCCCGCCGUGGUCCCCGAUCUGCACUCCUCCGGCACUGCUCUCCGGCUCCCGGCGCGGGGUGGGAAGGGCGCGCUCUCCGCCUCCGCCGCCCCUUCUCCCCGAGCCACGGGGCGCGCGCUGGCCGAGCCUAUACAUAGUGUACAGGAGACAUCAAGUGUAUUUUUAACGUCCCCAUAUUUAUGUGACUAGAAGCGCAUCAGACUUCUCACCACUGUCGAGCUCUCCCGCUGGGGGUACCCCGGAGAGUCGGAGGCCUCGGGAAGCUAGGUUUUCCUUGACGUCUGAGAGUUUGAGAGCAGAAGUGUUUUAGGCCCAGGCGGGGGUCGUGGUCCUAGUCCCUCGACAUCCCCGCCCUGCUCUCGCCCUUUCCGCGCGCCCUUGGCUUCCCACCCUUCCCUCCAGUUCUUUUUGGAGAGGAGGCGAGACGUGUCCAACUUUUGCCGGAUUCGCCUCCCAGCGGAUGUGAGCUUCCACAGCGGCUGCAGAGACGCGCGCAACCUCUUCUCGGCUCUUAUGCAAGUUGGGGCCAGGAUAGGGGAGGGGCGCUCCUCAAGGGGAAGACACGGAGAGAGAGGCCCGCGCCCCACCGAGGAAGCCCCGUCCCGGUGCCUUCGCUGGGGAGCAGGCGUCUCUCCUCAGUCGGCUUGUCGCCUGCUCCCCCUAUCCCAUGGCUCUUCGCCAAAGACUGAAAUCGUGGAGCUGGAGGGCUCCUCUCCCCAGACUUUCCUCCAGACUUUCCUCCCUGGGACAGGUGAAGGAGGCGGCGGAGCGCCACCCCUGAUGUUCCCACCCCCCAGGGAGGCAGCUCGUCCCGGGAACGCAGCCGCCUACUCCGUGCUCUAGGUCUGGGCCUGGCUGCUUAGCAGCGGCCUCUUGCCUGGUGUCUCCCAGGCACCUGGCGUAGGGGAGGGUUGGAGUCGCCACACGCUUUGUUAUUAGCGCCUCUCUGCCCUCUAACUGGGGUCCAAAGGCCUUUGACUUCCCCUACUCCAGUCUUUGGCGCUUCCGCUCCAACCGCCCGGUCUGAGGCGCCCUCUGUCCUCAAAGAAAGCGCGUUGGCCGGGUUUCCUUUUCCCAGGGUAUGCUACUAAGGGGGGCAGGCGCUGCAUGCUCGUUCCAGCACCCUCUGGGACUGGGUACAGUACCUCCAGCCCGAGGGCCCUGACCUAGGCACCUAGUUAGAUACAUCUUGCCACCUCCUAGAGCUGGGGCCACUGAGUACCUGACCUCACCACCUCCUUUCCUUUGAGCCCAAGGCAGAGAGCUGGAGCCAUCCUAGACAGGGUCAGGCUGAGGGUAGGUCUGGAGGUCUGUUGGUUAGGCCAAGGCCCUUUGAUAAUUUAAUCAGGGGCCUAAGUAGAUUCUUUUAUGUACCACUCAGAAAGUUAGAGGUGUUAAACACCAGCCCCCUGUAUCCUUCAGAAGACCUCCCUCUGAGAACCACAGCUGGGUCCCUUCUUCUGGGGGGCCUGAAUAUUAUUGCUGGGCUGAAGUUGUGGGCUACAUAGGAGAAAGGGGCUGUAUCAACAUCAAUUAGGGAACCAAAGUUGCACUAUCUGGGCCCAGUCUGGUUGGCAAGAGCAAAGUUUCCGUUGAUGAAAAAAAAUCCCGAGUUUUCUGUGCUACAUGUGCAAUAUUUGUUAUGAAUGUUAUCAUAAGUCAUUCAUCAAAUUAUCUUUAUAAUCACUGUAGCUAGAUGUUUCAUGUCCAUUCAAGUGACUUUUAUUCUGAGUGCAAUAUUUCAAUAGCCUUGUAGUGCUAACUAGUGUUGCUUUUGUUUUAGAUAAUCUAUGUGCAGGGCAAUGCAAUGAAGUUGAAAACCCUUGUAAAUAGGAGAGGUUGCAAACCAAAUCAAGAGUAUUUAUUACUAUUAUUAGGCCUGCCUUUAAUUUUCAGUGUUUCAGUAUUCCGCAUCCUGCCUCAGUACUGAUCUUGUGUUCUUUGUGCCAAUAUGCAAAGGAGAGGGUUGGUUCUUUCCUUUAUUGUUGAAUGCUCCCAUUUAAUGCUUUAUGGCUUUUACUGUAUUAAUUUUUUAGACUCCCAUCUGCACAAAAUGCAAUAAAAAUAAUUUUAUUAUACCCUU